This is a messenger RNA of Paramecium tetraurelia, 2814 nucleotides long. RefSeq lists its product as uncharacterized. Lineage: Eukaryota; Ciliophora; Oligohymenophorea; Peniculida; Parameciidae. The record is from RefSeq and is a predicted model, not a curated record. The transcript is spliced from 2 exons.
AUGAAUAACAUAUAUAGCAUUUAUAGUAAAUUUAAUGAGUUUCUUGACUUUGAGGAUAGGCCAACGACGAGUUAAAGUGUGCAAUAGUAACUCAAUAAUGUUGGCUAGAAGAUGAAGGAGUACAAGGAUAAAAUAUUCACUUCACAUCAAAGAGCUAAUUCUAGUGCAUCAAGAAAUGAUUAAAAACACCACACUCAAAAGUCCAAGUCUCCUAUUUGGGACAGAAUGAACUCAUAGAAUUCGCAAAAGAAAAAGAUCUUCGAUGAAGCUCCUGUUGUUAAAAGGACCAAGCCUCAGAUUUUUAGUAAACCUGAAUGGAAAUAAUCAAAUAUGCAAUUGACCAAACAUGUGUAAUCUUAGCCAUCUGAAGACUUAGAUGAGAGCAGUUUGACUGUGCAAUUCUUAAUGACUGAAGAUAAGGACAUAGAUGAGAUGUAUUAUAAAGAGAAUAAUGAAUGUGAGAUUUUGAGUUACUUGAUUACACAGAUGGGCAAGAGACCCACACUUGAAAUACAAGGGACCAUGAUAGAAAAUCUGAGUCGUAAAAACAGUGAAGUCAAGAAGCAGCUCUCUCUCAAAUUGAUGGAAAAUUAACAUUAAUUGAAUUGGUGUUAUUAUAUGUGGGAUGCAUUAUCAUUUCGAGUCAAUUAAUGUUGUGCAAGAAUUGCCAGGGCGAGACUAGUAUUAAAAUUAUUGAAGCAAACACACAAGGAUUUGGGAUUGAAAAUAUAAAAGAAGUAAAAAUAAAAGGAGGAAGUAGAAUUACAGAUCUCAAAUGUUAUCAAGUUUAGACAAAGAUAUCAAUAGGUCUUUGAAUUAGUUUGCGAAUUAAAUAAGGAUCAAGUGACCAGUGAUAGUUGGUCCUUAUACAAGAUAAUAUCUAUUAAAGAUUUAGUUUGGACUUAAUCUAGAGAUAUGAAACAAUAGAUGCAUCUAUAUUAUUGUUUCAGUGAUAUCAGAGGAUACAUUGAAUCCUUGUUUCAACAACAAUUAGAAUAUUCUUAUCGUUUCUUCACUCAAAAUAUAGUCUUGACUUUUGUGUAAAAUAAUAAGGACAGAGAAGAGUUAUACAAGAUGUUAGAUAGCAUGUGUGAUUAUCUGCAAUAUUAUGAGUUGAAUAAUAAAAGUGUUGACAUCAGCAAAUAGAUUCGAACAUCUCUUUAGAGUCAAUUUAGAAGCAUUAUCAGACAACAAUUGAGAAAUGAGAAUGUAGACAUCCAACCAUAGAAUUUCAACAAAUAGCUUAUGAAAAAGGGAGUUAAGUAUGAUUGCCUACAUUCUUUGAAUAAAUACUUGACGGCCUUCUUAACUUCAUUCUAUCUUACUUCAUACUCUCUCGGUCUGAUAGUUUAGCAAUUCUAAAGGUUGUUGUAAAUCAACGCUCAGCAGAAGAAACAGCCCUUACUGAAGAAGGUGGGAUUUCAGUAUAACAUUGAAAAGAAUCAGUUCUGGCAAUAUAUUCAGGAUAAGGUCGUCAAGAGUAUCAGACACACCAAGAUGGAUGCGCAAUGUGUUUAUUAAGAUUGGAUAAGAUUCGAGGCUUUGAUUUUCAAGAUCAUCCAAAUAGGGGAGGAACUAAGUAAUUUGAAAUCCUACACACUCUUGUUUCAUCUGAAAAACACCUUAAGAUUGAUUGCACAAGGACUGAGCAUAAAUGUCAUUCAAUGUUUAAGUGUCCAAAAAGGAAUGGGAUCCACGAAUAUAGUUAAACCCUAAUAUCAAUGUGUGCUAUUUAAUAAACUAGAUUUUUAUGUGGAGAACAGGAGACUCAAUGCUCAAUCUCAAUAUUUGAAUUAAUUAUUAGAAGUCAAACAAAUUAUACCUCAUUUUGAAUAGCAAUAGCCUUUGUAAUCAAUUGAGAGUCCGUACAAUAAGAAGGAGGAAUACUUCUUCAUUGUAAGUCAGUUUUAGGAACUACUCUUUUUUGCUUAAAAUGUUUAGCAAUUCAGAAUCGACUGUUUUUUGCAUACUAUCCAUUGUUUUGAAUAUUAUUGUUAUCUUUUGAUAAGGAAUGAUCUAUAUGCCCAAAUAAAGCAGUUGUAAUUUGAAUUGCCAUCAUACGAGGACAAUUUCGACAAUCUAGUGAUAAGUCAUCAUCACAUCAUUAAAUUCGCUAGAUUUAGUAAUCUAUAGCAAAUGCUAAUGAAAUAAAUAGAUAGCAUUAGAUCGACGAAUCUUUAAAUUUAGGUGAUUUACACUUCGUCUUGUUUGAGAGAGAUCCUAGAGAACUUAACGCUUUGUUAUCAAAUAUACGAGUUUAUUAGACAGUCUUAUCGAUACUAGGAAGACAUCGAGUUUAUCGAAUCCUACUUAAAGAAAACGAAGCAAUGGCUGGAUCAGUUGAAAUUCCUAUGGAUUUAUAGUCAAGGAUUGAAGGAUAGUGAGAUUGACAAUAAACAGAUAACUAGUUAUUAGAUUAUGUACAAGAUGACUCAAAUAAUGCAUCAGAUAUCGGUCAUAUCGUUGAGCAACCAAACGAUCAAGCCAGAAGAGAUAGGGUAGAUUUAUUAUCAAGCGUACACAGAAAAUCUAAUGGAGUUGAUAGUGGGGACUAUAAAUAAAUCCAACAAGUAACAAAUGCAGGGAGAAUUGCAAAAGUUUAUUAAACAAGUCAAUGGAUAAUAUCAGAGUCAGCAAUUUGAUUGUUUUGUGAGAUUACUUGAUAUACGGACACAGAGUCAAUAUGUAGAGCAGAUAAGCAAGUUGCAAUUGUUGAGUCUGAAGACUUAAAUCUCCAUUCUAUAAAAGGAUAUCAAUUUGGACUUGAAACAAAUAACUCAAACCUACAUAAAUUAUGUAAAUGAAAAUAGUUGA